Molecule: messenger RNA, 600 nt
Organism: Laccaria bicolor S238N-H82
Lineage: Eukaryota; Fungi; Basidiomycota; Agaricomycetes; Agaricales; Hydnangiaceae
Exons: 1
Coding region: 1-600 (199 amino acids)
Source: RefSeq, a predicted model, not a curated record
AUGGCCAUCUCACCUGGCGAGGAGUCUGCCGUUGAUGAUUUCGCCGUUCAUCUUUUCAGGGCUCUCGGCUACACGGGCAGAGCUGUAGCUAGAACUACGAGGACAAGGAAGGACCUUCCGUUUCUGGUGUGUGGCGAAGAGAGACACGCCAAGGCGGACGUCUGUAUCAUGGAUGGUUUAGAAAUCCUCCUACUCGUCCAAGAAGACAAACGGCACCUCGACAGUUCUGAUCCAGAGCCUCAGCUCAUUGCAAAUGCAAUCGCCGCCUUCUACAACAACAAUAUCACGCGCGUUCAAGCUCUCGGUCUACCUACCCUUCAAGACAAGGUUAUCCCCCGCACCAAGAAGACACCUGCCCAAAAUAAAAGGCCUAAACAAGCAACUGUGACUUUCAGCAAUCCAUUUACCAACCCGCCCGAAUUAGAAGCCAUCAUGCGCUCGUCUCGCGAGCAGCCCAAUUGGAAAGCCGCUGAGAUGGAAGGCGAGUCUUGGGAGGGCACGGCGGAGGAGAACGUGGAGAAGUACCAGAGGAUCAUGAAUCCGCCGCCGGUGGAUUGGCCCAAGGUGAUAGGUGAUUUGACUGGAACUGGAGGGGAUUGA